Molecule: messenger RNA, 1068 nt
Organism: Cajanus cajan (pigeon pea)
Lineage: Eukaryota; Viridiplantae; Streptophyta; Magnoliopsida; Fabales; Fabaceae
Source: RefSeq, a predicted model, not a curated record
AUGGAGAAAAUGCCCACGUAUGCUCGGUUCAUGAAGGAAUUAUUAACUAAAAAGAGAAGAAUUCUUGAAGAAGAGACUGUAGAGCUUGAGGCAGGAUGCAGUGCUAUUAUACAGAAUUCUCUACCUCAGAAGUCUAGAGAUCCAGGCAGUUUCACUCUCCCUGUAUCAAUUGGUAAUCUUUCAGUGGGUAAGGCACUCUUAGAUCUUGGAGCCAGUAUUAACCUGAUGCCUUUAUCCAUGUUGAAGAAGAUAGGAGAAGUGGAAGUGAGACCUACAAGAAUGACCCUGCAAUUGGCAGACAGAUCCAUUAAGCUUCCACAUGGCAUAGUGGAAGAUAUGAUUGUAAAGGUUGACAAGUUCAUGUUUCCAGUUGAUUUUGUGGUCAUGGACAUGGAAGAAGAUUUGGAAGUUCCAUUGAUUCUGGGCAGACCCUUCAUGAAGACAGCUAGAGUUAUCAUAGACAUGGAUGAUGGAAAGCUGAAGGUGAGAGUUCAAGAUGAAGAGGUGAAUUUCAAUGUUUUUGAAGCAAUGAAGUUUCCCAAAGACAAUAAGGAUUGUUUCAGAAUUGAUGUGUUAGAUGAUGUGUGUUUGGAAACUCAAAGCAGUUUCAAGAAUUCAUCACCAUUGGAGAAGGCUUUGUCUAUGUUUAAUGAAGAGUUGGAUAAAGUCAUAGAGGAGGAAGUCCAGGAUGUGAUUGAUGCAUUGAACAAAGGUGGAAGCUCAUUAACCAAUGUUCAGUCAAAGGAAGAAUUGAAAAAGGAGGUGAAAGAUCAAAUAGUGAAGUUGGAGUUGAAACAAUUGCCACCACAGUUAAAGUAUGUCUUCUUAGAAGACAAUGGUGGGAAGCCAAUCAUAAUCAGCAGCCAGCUUUCAAAAGAGCAGGAGGAGAAAUUGAUUCAAGUGAUAAAAGUCAAUGAAGGUGUUAUUGGGUUUGAAAGGAAUCAGUCCUGCCUAUUGUAUGCACAAGAUUCAUAUGGAACAGGAUUACAAGCCAGUAGCACAACCUCAAAGACGCUUGAAUCCAACUAUGAAAGAGGUGGUGAGAAAGGAAGUUACCAAGUUACUUGA